Messenger RNA from Maudiozyma barnettii, 1971 nucleotides. It is a transcript of the gene NCL1, whose product is annotated as tRNA (cytosine-C5-)-methyltransferase. The record is from RefSeq and is a predicted model, not a curated record. Gene Ontology annotation, cellular component: nucleus; cytoplasm. Gene Ontology annotation, biological process: tRNA methylation. NCBI's taxonomy places the organism in Eukaryota, Fungi, Ascomycota, Saccharomycetes, Saccharomycetales, Saccharomycetaceae. The coding region runs from base 1 to 1971 and encodes 656 amino acids. The transcript has a single exon. Gene Ontology annotation, molecular function: tRNA (cytidine-N5)-methyltransferase activity; tRNA binding.
AUGGCUAAGAAGAGACACGCUAGAAAACCAAGAUCUGGUAUUAGAAAUUGGUCAGAAAUUGUAAAAGAGAAUAAAAUAUGGGAAGAUUAUUAUAAAUCUUUGAAUUUGUUUCCAAUUGAAGAAUGGGAUGAAUUUAAGAAAUCUUGUCAAGAACUGUUGCCGUUAACAUUUAGAAUUAAUGAAUCAUUCUCUACAAAAUAUUCUAAUGAAAUUUUAAAUCUGUUUGAGAAAGAUCAUUUAAAAUAUUUAACAAAUGUUGAAUUUGAAGGUACUAAAAUUGAAACACCCACCAAUUUGAAAUGGUAUCCAAGAUCAAUGGCAUGGCAAAUCGAUGUUCCAAAGAAAGUAAUGAGGAAAAAUGAAAUGUUUAAAAAAACUCAAAGAUUCUUAGUAUUAGAGACUAAUGCAGGUAAUAUUUCAAGACAAGAAGCCGUAUCCAUGGUUCCACCUCUAUUGAUGGAUAUAAAAUCUCAUCAUAAAAUCUUAGAUAUGUGUGCAGCUCCAGGUUCAAAGACUGCUCAAUUAAUUGAAGCAUUACACAUAGAUUGUGAAAAUAAUAAUGAUGUGCCUACGGGUUUUAUUAUUGCAAACGAUUCCGAUACUAGAAGGUCUCAUAUGCUUGUACAUCAAUUGAAAAGAUUAAAAAGUGCGAAUUAUUUAAUUUUGAAUCAUGACGCUCAAUUCUUCCCAAGGAUUAAAAUCAAUAAUUCAUAUAAUAAACACGAUAAUAUAUUGAAAUUCGAUAGAAUAUUAUGUGAUGUUCCUUGUUCUGGAGAUGGUACGUUAAGGAAGAAUAUUAAUAUUUGGAUGGAUUGGAAACAUCAAAAUGGGUUAGGUUUACAUGCUGUACAAUGUAAUAUACUUAACAGAGGUAUUGAAUUAUUAGAAAAUGGCGGGAGAUUAGUAUACUCUACAUGUUCUUUAAAUCCAAUCGAAGAUGAAGCUGUAGUGGCACAAGCAUUAAGGAAAUGGGGUAAUGACACUAUAAAGUUAAUUGAUUGUUCUAAUAAAUUAUCGGAUUUGAAAAGAUGCUCGGGUGUAUCAUAUUGGCCCGUGAUCGAUAAGAAUUUGGAACAGAAGACGAAAGGUGAUGAAAAUACAAUUGAUAGUUGGUUCCCACCUAACGAUGAAGAAAAGAUAUCUUUUAAUUUAGAUAGAUGUAUUAGAAUUCUUCCACAUCAACAAAAUACUGGUGGAUUUUUCGUUGCAGUUUUUGAAAAGAAGACUAAGACGCAAGAAAUUGUACAUACUUUGAAAUCAACCCAUAUAUCGUCAAUUAAAACGAACAAUCAACCAGUGGAUAAAUCAAAGAAGGAAUCGUUACCCUUAGAUGCAAUCGAUGAACCAUUUAAUUUUAUCGAUACUUCUAUUGCACCAUUAAGGGAAUGUUGGAAAUUCUUUGGAUUUAAUGAAUCCUUUAAUAAAAAUAAUUGUCUAGUGAGAAGUAAUGCAAUUGAUAUUCCGAAAGUAAUUUAUUCUGUGAAUCAACAAUUGAGAAAUAUUAUAGAACUGAAUCGCGAAAAGUUGAAAAUGAUUUAUUCUGGUGUGAAAUUGUUUGUUUAUCAAAGAGAUGACAUCGAAUGCGCAUUUAGAAUCCAUAGUGAAGCAAUUCCAUCAAUAAAACAUUACGUCAACCACAAUAGGAUUGUUGAUGUCGAUUUAGAUUUCUUAAAGUUAUUAUUAAUUGAACCAUUCCCAACAUUUGAAACAUUGUUAGCAAACAAUAUAGAUCAAAAAAUGAUUGACCAAAUCGAAAAAUUCGUUACAGGUUGUGCUAUGGUGUGCAUAUCGAGAGAUUCUGAAAAUAAGGAAUCCAUUUUACUCCCAAUUUGGAAAGGUAUCAAAUCUAUUAACAUUAUGGUCUCAAAGGAAGAUGCACAUGAAUUACUUUAUAGAGUAUUUGGUAUCGAAACCCAGGCAAAAGAUAAUCCGAAAGCUAGAAAAUCAUUAACAGAGACUGUAGAGCCAUAA